UUUGCCCCAUUUUAGUGUCCAUUUCAUCCUGUUUGUGUACUUGUGGGCAGGGUUGCACAUGUUCAUAUCACUUUACCUUUUACAUAUCUAUGAUUUACUUGCCAUUUUGCAAUCCGGGUGUCAUUCUUUUUGCUUUAUUUUGCACAUCUAUGUUUAAUUUUAUAUGAUAUUCAUUUGUGUUGUCUCCUUGCUCUGCUAUUUAUUUAUAUUAUUAUUGGCAAUUUAUGGUUCAUAGAUACAAUAGGGGUCUGCACAAUCUUGGACCACUCUGUUCGAAAACUGAAACCAAACCGUUCAAAUUUCGUAAAAGGCCGAGUUUUACUUCGGUUAAUUGACCCGUCUAGAUUCCAACGGGUCUAAAUCGAAUUGGUUCGGCAUCCAAGCGGUUUUGUGUAGAUUAACCUCCUAGCGAGUGCUUCUAAGCACUCGAGACCCAUAUUCAGUUUAAAAGCCGUGAAUACCGAGUUAUACGGCGUGCAUAUUGGAUGCAAGAUGACGAGUGACUGGAGUUUUACGGGAGGAUCACGGGCCAUCAUCGUACCAAACCUGAGAAGCUCCAAUUUGCAGCGAAGGAGCUUAUGGUUACACGCGUCAUGGUUCACGAAUCCACAGUUAGCGGGAGAUGCUUUUACAAUAGGAACCGCUGCUGUUCUUCCGUUCUACACCCUCAUGGUUGCAGCUCCAAGAGCCGAAUUGACUAAAAAGUGUAUGAGAAGUAGCAUACCAUACGUCGUGCUCGGGGUUUUAUACUCGUACCUUCUAUACCGCUCAUGGACUCCAGAUACGAUCCGAUUAAUGUUUGCAAGCAAAUACUGGCUGCCAGAGCUUCCUGGUAUAGCUAAGAUGUUUUCAAACGAAAUGACUUUAGCCUCGGCUUGGAUCCACUUAUUAGCCGUUGACCUCUAUGCUGCAAGACAGGUGUAUCAAGACGGGUUGGAGAACGAGAUCGAGACUCGGCAUUCGGUGUCUCUCUGCCUCUUGUUUUGUCCAGUUGGAAUACUCAUUCAUGUCAUCACCAAAGCAUUUAUCAACACAUCUAGAGGUUCAAAAAAUGAGAUUCAAUGAUGGUUUUUCUCCAUCUUAAACAUUUAGGCAAGUGUUCAAGUUUAGGCGGAAUUUUGUUCAUAUUUUAAUCUAGUUGGUUAUGGAUGUUUAUUGUGUACAAUUUGCUCAAAUAAAUGAGUGAAUUAGUGUGGGUGACUUAA
Molecule: messenger RNA, 1205 nt
Organism: Helianthus annuus (common sunflower)
Lineage: Eukaryota; Viridiplantae; Streptophyta; Magnoliopsida; Asterales; Asteraceae
Product: protein ABA DEFICIENT 4, chloroplastic
Exons: 6
Coding region: 493-1065 (190 amino acids)
Source: RefSeq, a predicted model, not a curated record